AUGCGUGUUUUGGUAACUGGAGCCUCCGGCCUACUUGGUCGUGCAGUUUACAAAACCUUCUUAGAGGAUAAAAAUGAUGUGAUAGGAUUAGCAAAAACACGAGCUAAAGGAGAUUUAAAACAGCUUGAUUUAACUGAUACGGAAGCCGCAGAGACAUUCAUUAGCGAAAUAAUACCCAAUGUGAUUGUUUAUUGUGCGGCUGAACGUCGACCAGAUUUCGCCGAGAAAGAUCGAGAUGGUACUUUACGUAUUAAUGUAGAAAUACCCGCGCGACUGGCUACCAUCGCUGCUAAAUCCAAUUCUUUUUUUAUUUACCUGUCCACCGAUUAUGUAUUUGACGGGAAAAAUCCGCCUUAUAGUGUUGAUGCUGCGCCGAAUCCUUUGAAUUUCUAUGGUGAAACUAAAUAUAAAGGAGAAGUUGCGGUGUUGAAUGCGAAUCCUAAUGCAGCGGUUUUGCGAGUCCCUAUCUUAUACGGUGACACUGAAUACUCUGGCGAAUCAGCCAUUGAUGGUUUAAUGGAUGUUGUCAAGAAUAAUCAAAAGACUGCUGAAAUGGAUCAUUAUGCGCGUCGAUAUCCCACAAAUGUGGGAGAUGUAGCAAGAGUGAUUAGAGAUUUGGCUAAAAAACAAGUAGAAGAAGAUAUUCCAAUAAAAGGAAUCUUCCAUUUUAGCGCCCAAGAAUUAUACACAAAAUACCAAAUGUGUGUUGUAUUUGCUGAAAUUUUGCACGUUCCGAUUGAUCAUCUUAUUGUGAAGGACAAAGAACCUGAAUCUGCUGCAACCAAACGACCAUAUGAUUCUCAUCUCUUGAACGAUCGAUUGAACGAAUUAGGAAUUGACACUAGUCAUGUGAAUUUUAAGAGUUGGUGGACGCGUAAAUUAAUACGUAGAAAAUAA
Molecule: messenger RNA, 897 nt
Organism: Ambispora gerdemannii
Lineage: Eukaryota; Fungi; Glomeromycota; Glomeromycetes; Archaeosporales; Ambisporaceae
Source: the annotation of a GenBank genome assembly